This is a messenger RNA of Populus euphratica (Euphrates poplar), 465 nucleotides long. Its product is annotated as CLAVATA3/ESR (CLE)-related protein TDIF-like. Lineage: Eukaryota; Viridiplantae; Streptophyta; Magnoliopsida; Malpighiales; Salicaceae. Gene Ontology annotation, molecular function: receptor serine/threonine kinase binding. The transcript is spliced from 2 exons. Gene Ontology annotation, biological process: xylem development. The record is from RefSeq and is a predicted model, not a curated record. Gene Ontology annotation, cellular component: apoplast. Bases 1 to 465 code for a protein of 154 amino acids.
AUGGUAUCAUCGCAGAAUAUUAUUACAAUACACAUUCACAUUUUAAUUGUUAAGUGGUUCAUGGAUAUUGAUCCCUUCUGGAUUACUGGGGGGUGGCUCAUAAUUACCGAUUUUAACUUCAUGGCACCAGCUAGAAAAUCACCACUGUGCAGAACCACAACAAAAUUACAAGCUAUGGUGCUUUUUCUUGAUCUUCUCUUGAUUGUCCCUCUCCUUGCUCGUCCCAUAGAUUUAUCCAAGAAACUCACGGCGGCUUCCUCACCUACAGGAACAAAACAUUCUGCCACAGAAAUGCAUCCACGUGAAUCAAAGUAUGCACCACCUUCUAGUACCACUGCCGCCGCUGAUAUGACAAGCAGGACCACCACCACAGUUCCUACCACUCCCGCAGUUUCUGCUUCAAAUCAACAGUUUAAAGCCGCUGCCCAUGAAGUACCUAGUGGUCCAAAUCCCGAAUCCAAUUAA